UCGCCCAGCAUCCCAGUCGCCGAUCGUGCACGACCCUAACGAUGCCCGACUGCUCGUUGUUCGUUCCCAGUUUGCUACCGUCACGCGCGCACCAUCCGAGCGCGUCCCUGCUGCCGUGCCCAGCAACCCGCGUGAUCCCAGACGCCAGCGCCAGUCCGCGGAGGCCUAGGAGUCCCAGCGUACGUCCGCGACACGCACGCCAGCGCCCGUCCGUAGAUUCCAGCCACGCGCACGUCACGCCAGCGCCCGACGCGCACUCGCGUGAGUCC
Striga hermonthica is the source of this 269-nucleotide messenger RNA. The record is from the annotation of a GenBank genome assembly. Lineage: Eukaryota; Viridiplantae; Streptophyta; Magnoliopsida; Lamiales; Orobanchaceae.